Messenger RNA from Plasmodium reichenowi, 7461 nucleotides. RefSeq lists its product as hypothetical. Gene Ontology annotation, biological process: post-chaperonin tubulin folding pathway; tubulin complex assembly; microtubule cytoskeleton organization. The coding region runs from base 1 to 7461 and encodes 2486 amino acids. Lineage: Eukaryota; Apicomplexa; Aconoidasida; Haemosporida; Plasmodiidae. The record is from RefSeq and is a predicted model, not a curated record. The transcript has 2 exons. Gene Ontology annotation, molecular function: beta-tubulin binding; GTPase activator activity.
AUGGAAAGUAAAAAAACAUUUUUUAGGGAGAAUGAGCAAGUAAAGAAUAGAUUAGAGAGUGUUAUGAACAUUAUUAAUAACGAUGAUGAUAAAUAUAUUUUGGAUAAUUUUAAUAUAAUAUUAGAUAAUUUAUAUUAUUUAAAGAGUUGCUUAAAUAGUUAUAGAGAAGUAAAAAAUGUUUUGGAUCCCCAUUUGAAUUUAUUAGUGCAUUCGUUCUUAUAUUUUUUGAAAAAAUCUUUUAAAAAUGUUAAGUAUAUUAUAUCCUAUUAUAAGAAAAAUUUAUAUGAGGAAGAAAAGAAAAGAAAUGAAAAUGAUAAUAUAAAUGUAGAAAUAAAUAAAUGUAGUAUUGCACACAUUGAUGAAGAUUGUAAUAAUAAUAAUAAUAAUAAUAAUAAUAUUGUUAAGAUUAGUUAUGAUACUAUAAAAAUAUGUAGCGAAGAGCAAUUUCAUUUUGGUUUUUUAAAAAACAAUUUAAUACAUGGAAACAAUUAUAAUAGUAAUACACAUCAAGAUACAGAAGAAAAUGUAGAGUGUACGAUACAUAUAAAUGAUAUGCCCAAUGAAGAAAAUAUUAACAACCAGAUUGGUUGUUAUAAGGAUGAUUAUGAAUAUUCAGCCUGCGUGAAUUCUAAAACAAAUUUAGAAAGGAAAUAUUCUGAUGAUGAAUUUUUAAAUAUCUAUAUAAUUAUUAAAGAAAUAUAUAAAUAUUAUAAUACGCUUAUAUCCGUUAGAGGAGAAAAAAAAAUAAAAUCUCUUUUUACAUGUAAUUCUUUUUAUUUAUAUAAUAUUGUUGAUUUAUUACUUUUAUUAAAAAGAGAAGAAAAAAUAUUUGAAUAUAUAAGUAAUUUAGUAUAUAAUAAAACAGGUGAAAAUAAUUCUUGGGUAUUUUCAUAUAUCUUAAUAAUAUGGUUAUCUUUUUGUUUAUAUAUACCUUUCAAAUUAAAAGAUGUAGAUAAGGAUAUGUUAAAUAAUAUUGAAGAAAUUUAUUAUUAUUAUAUAAAAAAAAAUGAAAAAUCAAAAGAAGCAUGUUCUAUUUUAUAUUCUCAUUUUUUAAGGAGACAAGAUGUAUAUGAAUGUAAUAUAUAUUUUCAUCAUUUUUUUCUUAUUUCUAAAGAAAUAAUGAUGAAAUUAAUAUGUAUAGAUUUAGAAAAGGCUAAAAGUAAAGAUCCCAAAGAUGAAGAAUUUUACAUUAUUAAAAAUAAGGAACUUCCUUCGUAUUGUAACAAUACAAAAUUUAGUAAUAUAAUUUUACAUGGUAUUUUAUUAACACACAAAAGGGUAUUGAAAAAAGUAGAAAAGAAAAUACUUUUUAACUACAAAAAGUUUUAUAAUUUCUUCUUAAUACAAAAUUUUAAAUAUUUAGAUUUUACUGAAACUUCAAAAGCAUUAAAAAUUUUAUGCUUAGGUUAUUAUGCAUUAUUAUUCCUAGACAAGAAUGAAGAUUAUAAAAAUAUAACAAGUACAAACGUUGAAACGAAUAAUAAUCAGAGUUGUAAUAUUAAUAUAUUAGAAAAAAGAAAAGAAGAAAGAAAAAAGGAAAAUAAUAUAUAUAAACUUACUCAAAAACAUUCUUUAUCGAACACAAAAUUUUGUUAUAAUAAUUUGGAUUAUGAACAUAUGUAUAAAGAUCAUCCUCUUUUUCAUAAAUUACCCAUGUACGUAAAUAUAAAUGAUGCUUUUAUUGAAUAUAAGACAGCUCAUGAAACUGAACAUUUUGAUAUAUUGGGAAACAAAAAGAAAAUUAUUAAUAUUUUAGAAAAGGAUAAAGUAAAUACAACAAGUGAUAAUAUUAUCCUAGAAAAUGAUUAUUAUAAUACUUAUGAUAUUGAGCAAAAUAAGUGUGAAGAUAAUGUAAUAUUGUUUGAUAAAAAAAAUAGUAGUACUAAUAAUACUGCUAUUACUAAAAAGGAUAAUAGUAAUAAUAAUAAUGAUAGUAGUAAUAAUAAUAAUAAUGAAAAUAGUAACAAUAAUAAUAAUAGUAACAAUAAUAAUAAUAAUAAUGAUAAUAAUAACAAUAGUAACAAUAAUAAUAAUAAUAUAUAUUAUAAACCAAGUUACAAAGAACAGUUAGAACAUAUUAAAAUUGUGGGAGGGAAAAAAUUUAUUUGUGAAAGUCAUAUUAUGGAAAUACUUAAUAUUUUCUUUUUUUAUUUUAACGAUAAUAAUAGUUAUAUUAGAUGGUGUUUAUCAAAAAGUUUUGGUAAUAUUAUGAUAUAUUUAAAUGUAGAUAAUAUUAAUACGGUUAUUAAUAAAUUUGAUGAUUUUACAAAAUAUAAUGAUUAUAAUAUACUCUGUACAAUUAAUUAUACCUUAUUCCAUUUUUUAUUUAAUAAGAAUAUUAUUUCAGUGGAUAUUUUAAAUUAUCUAUUAAAAAAAAUAAUACAUAGUUUAUAUUCAGAUAAGGUUAAAAUAUAUCCUAGCGCCUUUGUAUUAUUAUAUAGUUUAUUUAAAUAUAAUAAAUACAUAAAAAUGAAUUUUAAAAAUAAUGUGACUAGUAUUAAUUACUUUUUAUUUCAUCUAAUAUUUAUUAAGUUGAUAAUUUUCUCUUUAUUUGAGGAUAAUAUUAAUGUAAGAAAAUCAUCUAUGUCAUUAUUACAGUUAUAUGUAGGGAAAUUUAAUUUCUUUUAUGAAGUAGAAAAUAAAAGUAGGUUGGAUAAGAACAAGACGGAAACAGCAGAAAUGUAUGUUAAUAAUAAUAACAACAUUUGUGGUAAUGAUUUGAUUGUAGAUACUCCGAUGGAGAAUAAUAUACAUAAUCAUGAAAACAAAAAUAUUAAUUCAUAUUUUAUAGAUAAUUCGAAAGGAAACUUAAAUAAUAUUAUAGAACAUCCUAUAUAUAUAUCAAAUAGUAAAAAUAAUCAGGAACAUUUUUUUGAUCGUAUGCUUGAUUUUAUUAACUUAUUUUUUAGUCAUUCUGACAUAAGUACCUAUUACGAAAAUGUUAGAAAUAUGUCAAAUGAAUUUAUAGAUAAUUCGAAAAUAAGCAUUCCAUUGAUAAAAUAUACUAUUAAUAAUUAUAAUAUAAAUAAAAAUAUUAAUUAUAAUAUUAAUGAAAAUAUUAAUAAUGAUAUUAAUGAUAAUAUUAACAAUUGUGAUAAUAUUAAUGAUAAUACUAAUGAAAAUAUUAACAAUUGUGAUAAUAUUAAUGAUAAUAUUAAUGAUAAUAUUAACAAUUGUGAUAAUAUUUUUUAUAAAAGAAAUAAUAGAUAUAUGAACAAAAUAAAAAGAGAUAUUUUUAAUAAAAAUAUUGAUCUAUUACGUACUUGCAAUUUCAACGAAUUAAUAAAUUUAAAAAAGUCUAUUAUUAUCAAAACAAAAAUGGUGUGCAAUUUUUUUUUAUAUAAAUAUCCAAUUAUUUAUCAUUUAUAUUCCAAUAAAUUAUUUCAUGAAAAUGUGAACGUACGGUUAUUGUCUUCUGAAUCAUUAUCUAAUUUAUGUAUUGUUGAUUGUGAUUAUUUUAUUCAUGUUGUUCUCCCAUUUUUAAUAAAAAAAAGUUAUGAAGAAAAUGUUUUAAUAAAACAUGGAUCUAUAAUUUGUAUUUCCAAAAUUUUAUUAAAAUUAAAGAAAGAAAUUAAUGAAAAUUUACAAAAUGAUAUAAAAAAUAUUAUUAUCUAUAGUGAAAAAAAAAGAAUAUAUAAAUUUAAAAAAGGAGAAAUCUUAAGACAUUCCUUAUGUUUAUUAAUUCAAAGUAUAUGUCAAUGUAACUAUUUUCUUGUAAAAAAAAAUACAUGCACAUUUUUUAAAGAUAUUUUACAUAAUAAUUUAUUUCAUUAUAAUGAAAUUAUUCAAUUUGAAGCUUCCAAAAUUUUUUAUUAUAUGCCUAUAUAUUUAUUAAGUAAACAACAUACUAUUGAAUUUAUUUAUGAAGUAUUCUUUAAUAUUAUUAAAAAGAAAAAUAAUUUUCUUCAUUUAAAAGGUUAUUUUAUACUUUUAUGUUUUGUCAAUGAUACCAUUAUUCCAUAUGUAUGUUCUCAGCUCAUACAACUUUUUUAUUAUAUUUUAAAAAAAAAUUCAACCUAUUAUAAAACCAAAAAUAAAUAUUAUAUCAAACACAAUAAGGAAAAUAUACAAAAUAUCAAUGUCGAAAAUACUAAUGAUUACAAUGAUAUAAAAAAAGAUGUCUAUUUCUUUAAAAAAAUUAAUUUUGAAACAUAUCCCAUUGAUUAUAAUAUGAAAAUCUUUUGUCUACUUGCACUCUUUAAUGUUGUCAAUAACUUAAGGAAUAUAUAUAUAUCCGAUUUCUUGAAGGUCUAUACAAAAUGUACCAUAAAUUUUAAGGGUUUGAUUAAAUCCAGAGGGCCAAAAAUUAAUAAAAAAAAAAAAAUAAAUAACAUAAAUAUUCAUGAUGAAAUGGACUAUUUCAGUAAUAGUACAAAUGAAAAUAAUGAAAGGGAAAAUAGUCAGGUGAAUUGCUCAAAGAAAAAAGCUAGCUACCUGAACGGUUCAGGUAAUAAUUCAUUGAAUGGAAUAGAAUUGGAGUAUACUUUAAGAAGUGGUAGUUUAUAUAAGAAUGAUAACCUUAAUAAUAAUAAAGUUGAUGAAAACGAAUUAUAUUUUGAAAGAGAUUCUGUGGAUAAUAAUUAUAAUGAACUAACCAUUCCCUUAGGCGUUUCAUAUAAUAAGAAAAAAAGACGAAAAAGAAAUACGAGUUUUUAUAUAAGGAAGGAUAUAAAUUUCAUAAGGAAAGAGAUAAGUUGGGAUAAAGUUUUGGAAAAGAGUAAAAAGAAAAAUGGAGAUAUGCAUAGUGAUAUACUUGAGUACAAAUUAAAUAUAAACAAAAUAACUAAAAUAUUAAUUUUGUAUUUACAAGAAUAUGUGUAUGAAAAUGAUAUAGGAGAUUCGCAUAUUUUUGUUCGUGAAAUAUGUUUGGGUUUAACCAUAUUUUUAUUAACAUCUUAUCCGUUGUAUUUUUUUAAAAAAAGAAAUAAAAAUGCGCAAAAUGUAAAAAAUGUGAAAAAUGUAAAUAACUUAAAUAAUUUAAAUAAUUUAAAUAAUGUAAAUAAUGUGGUAAAUGCUUAUAAAGAUAGGAAUAAAGAAAAGAAUAGUGAUAUAAGAAUACAUAAGAUAGAUAAAUGUUCAUGUCCACUCAAAUUAUAUCAUCCAAAUGAAAAAUCUUCAGAUAAAAAAAAGAAUAUGUGCGUAAGUAAAAAUUAUUUUUAUGAACAAUUUGAUUCUGAUAACAGUUAUGAAGAUGAGGAUGAAGAAUAUAUUAAUGAUAAGAAAGGAACAGAUGAUACAUUAAAAAAUGAGAAAGGAGACACUUAUUAUAUAUAUAUUAUAUAUAAAAUAAAAAAGAAAUAUAUUAAUAUACUUAUUCAGUUAUUAUUAAAAUUAUUAUGUGAGAAAAAUAUGAGGACACAUAAAAUGUGCUUGUUUUUAUUAAAUUAUUUAUAUAAUUAUUCUAUAUUUAAUACGAAAGAGAAAAUAAUGGAUACAUUUUCUUUCAAUAAUAUAUUUAAUAAAUAUUGUCAUGAUUUUUCAUAUGAAUUAUUUCUUAAAAAAAAAAUUGAUGAUAAUAUAAGAAAAAGUAAAAUGAAUAUAUAUAACUAUUUAAAUACUUAUUCUGAUAAUAUUUGUAAUGUGUUUGAAAAUAUAAUUGUUCAUACAUGUGAUUAUUAUCAACCAUUAUAUUUAAAAGAAGAUAAAGAGCAAAAUAUAGAAUUUGAAGAAGAGGAUUUAGAAAAAGAAAAAAUAUAUAAUAAUACUACCUGUUCUUGUGUGUAUGAAGAAGAAAUUACUUCUUUAUUUUUAAAUAAAAAUUAUAAGUAUAAUUUGAUAAAAACGAUAUUUAACAAAAUUAAUAACUUUAUAUAUUUAUACAAUUAUGCAUUAAAAUAUGCUAGCUUUUCUAUAUUUCAUAAGAAUAAAUAUAUGUCCACUCGGAAGGGCUUAAUUAAGGGUUACUCAGAAAAGGAUACUAUAGAAAGUUGUGAUAAUAUGAAUAAUAUUAAAGAUAAUUUAGAUGAUGCGCAGAAUGAGCAUUGUGUGUUUAAUAAAUUGGAUGGGAAUAAAAAAAAAACUGAUGAUUUGUGCUUUGAUUUAAUUUUUGACAACAUACAUAUAAAUAACGAUUUUAUUGAUGAAAUGAAUGUGAGUGAGAAUGAAGAUAAGAUUAGUAUGGAAGAAGAAGGAUUAAUAAGGGAUGUUCACUUCCUUUUAGAUAAAGGGAAAAAAAAUAUUAGUGUAAUUAAAUGUUUAGAAUAUAAUGAGACAUAUUUGUAUAAACAUAUAUUUUACUUAUUAUUUUUGAAUAAAUAUAAUUAUUAUAUAAUAAAUGGAUUCUUUAAUAGUUUAUGUUAUUAUUCUUCUCAUAGUGAAUAUAGUAAUUAUGAAUACACAAAUUUGAUUAGGAAAGGAAAAGAAAAAUCUAUAGAAUUUUUAUUCUUAGAGUUUUUAGAAAGAUAUAAGAAUAUAUAUACGUUUGGAUAUAUUAGAGAUGAUAUAUUAUUUUUGUAUAUACGAUAUUAUAAAAAAUAUUAUGUAAAUUAUGAUUAUUGUAUUGUUGAUAAAAUAAUUUAUGAAUAUAAUGACAAUAAAAAUAAAAAGAUGAAAAUAUUAUUAUAUCCAUAUAAAAAUACAUAUGAAAAAUUAAUAGAUAAUGAAGGAAAUGAAAAUUUAGAGAUGGAUCCAUAUAUGAAAAAUGAUUUGGAGAAAAAAGAUAAUUAUGUUUGUUGUUAUAAUUAUGGGGAGAAUUAUUUUUCUCUUUUUAAUUAUAAUAUGCACGACAUAAAUUUGAAAGAAAUAAUAUCAUUAGAAAAGACAUGUACAGAAUUUAAUUAUUCAUAUAAUAUAUUUAAUAAUUAUAAUAUAUAUUUUGAUGGGAAUAUAAUUUUAUUUUAUAAUAAUGUGGAAUGUAAUAAUAUGGAUAAAAGUUUACAAAAAAAAAAAAGAAUUAAAGAAAAUAAAAAAAUAAAAAGGGAACAACAUGAAAAAAUUGAAUUAUUAGCAUAUGUAAAUAUAUGUCUGAUUAAAAUUUUAUAUUACUUAAAUAAUUUUAAUUUAGUACAAUUAGAAAUAUUUCUAAAGAGUGUUAAUUCUUUUAUUAAAUCCUCUAUAAUGAAUAAUUUUGCAGCAUAUUCCUUUCUAUAUUUUUUUCUUAUAUCACUGGAUAAAUACAAUUCAUUUGCGCUUAUUAAAACAAUUUCUGAAGUUAUUAUAAAUAUUUUUAUGUGUCUGUCUAUUCACAAUAAUAUAAAACGAUUGGCUAUGUUCUUGAUUCUUCAGUUAUUAGUACAUAGGUAUCCCAAGAUUCGAGAAUUUACAAAUGAGUAUUUUUAUGCAAAUAUAAAUUUCAUAUCUCCUAGCGAAUUUAAACAUUAUUUAUUUAAGAGUUAUGAAGAUUUAGAAAGCAUCAUGUCAAUAUUGAUAAAUACUCAAUUUUCGCUUAUGCUAAAAAAGGAAAAUUGUCAUAUAAAAUUAGCAGUAGAAGAAAUAUCGACCCUUUUGAAUAUUCCUUAUUAA